GCACCGCCUAACUCUGUUUACAGGGCCGUCGAAAAGAUAAAUACUGGAAGCGGCUCUACGCGAAGAUAAUCAUCACUAAACAUGCCGUAUGUACAAGUUGGACGGACGCAUUCUUUUCUAGGGAAAAGAUUGUGGGAAAUUCUAGGCAGCUUGCAGGACUUUGGUGUUGGAAGGAUGGUGGUUCGAAGCCGUUUCGAGAGAUACCCUGAGGUUUGCUACUACAGGAUUGUCAGUGCAAAGCCCCAGAUGGACAAUGGCAGACCACACAUGGAUGAGGACAAUAUGCGAGGCAAAGUUACUGCGGAACAAAUAUUUCGAGGAAAGAACAUAGGCAUUGUGGACAUAUCGAAAGCUUCCUACAAAACAGAUUUCCGGCUAAUACACAAGCAUGAGGAGGCUAAAUAUUUACAAAAAGUUAAAGAAUCUGUACCUUGUGAUGUUAAGAUUUAUCCACAGACUAUGGAUAUGCCCCCUCUUCUGAAGAUGAUUGCAGAGAGAGAGGGACACUCGGCAACCACUCUGAAAGUUAAUCUGAACUCCAAGAAACGUAAUAAUUGUCGCACUGCCAAGGACGGGGAGACCCCCAAUGUUAGCCUUUCCAUUGAUUUAGGAUCCCCUGCUAGUCCAGAGCUUUAUGAAGGUGUCUUAUAAAAAUAAACAUAAAGGUGUUUAGUUUGCAAUGUUGUAUAUAUUUAGUACAUAAGUAUCAUUCAGCUAAUAAAGCUCUAUUCAGUAAA
Messenger RNA from Penaeus indicus, 737 nucleotides. RefSeq lists its product as uncharacterized. The record is from RefSeq and is a predicted model, not a curated record. Gene Ontology annotation, cellular component: mitochondrial small ribosomal subunit; mitochondrion. Gene Ontology annotation, biological process: mitochondrial translation. NCBI's taxonomy places the organism in Eukaryota, Metazoa, Arthropoda, Malacostraca, Decapoda, Penaeidae. The coding region runs from base 82 to 651 and encodes 189 amino acids. Gene Ontology annotation, molecular function: structural constituent of ribosome. The transcript has 4 exons.